Molecule: messenger RNA, 1059 nt
Organism: Solanum dulcamara
Lineage: Eukaryota; Viridiplantae; Streptophyta; Magnoliopsida; Solanales; Solanaceae
Exons: 1
Coding region: 1-1059 (352 amino acids)
Source: RefSeq, a predicted model, not a curated record
AUGGAACCUUUUGAGGAAACACAAAGAUUAGAAGUUUAUAGAAGAAGACUUGGAAUGAAGCAUGCUCUUACUAAUGUCAAUGGGAAGAUUUGGGCAUUUAUUGAUGAAGAGAUGGAACUUGAAAUAAGUAGAGACGAGGAGCAAAUGUUAACUAUUAAGUUAACAAAUCAAAACGGAAAUAUUGAGGUCAUGGUGUCACUAGUUUAUGCUAAAUGCACGCAGGGUGAAAGACUUUUACUAUGGGACUCUAUAUCUGACUUGGCAAAUAUCAUAAGUAUUCCAUGGAUGAUAGGUGGGGACUUUAAUGUGAUUUGUAAUGAGGAAGAGAAAUUGGGGGGAAGGCCAGUUACAGAGGCAGAAGUUAGAGACUUCAAUAAUUGCAUAAAUGUGUGUAAUCUGGAAGAUUGCAACUUUAAGGGAAGUAAGUACACAUGGUGGAAUGGGAGAACUGAGGAGGAGUGUAUAUUCAAAAGGCUAGACAAAGUUCUUACAAAUGAUAAACUACAGGAGGUAUUUCCUAUAAUUGAAGUGGAGCAUCUGAUCAGAAGUGGCUCAGAUCACACUCCGGUGGAAAUAAAUCUCAAAUUCAGCAAAGAGGAGGUGAUUAAGACUUUUAGAUUUCUCAACUUUUGGCUAAAAGAAGAAUCAUUCAUGGAGACAAUUAAGGAGCACUGGAAAGCAGAGUUUGAAGGGGAUCCGUUUGCCUUAUUUCACCACAAACUCAAGAAGACUAAGAAAGCUUUAUCUCAAUGGAGCAAGGAUACAUUUGGAAAUAUUUUUCAGGAAAUAGCUACUAUAGAGGAGAUCAUUAAAGUGCAAGAGGCUCAGUUUGAAGCUAACCCCAAUGGAAGCAAUAGGGAAACUCUUCACCAAACUCAAGCAAAAUUAAAAAAAUAUCUCCAAAGGGAAGAAGAAUUUUGGAAACAAAAAGCGGGCAUGGAAUGGUUUAAAGAAGGAGAAAGAAAUACAAAGUUUUUUCAUACAAUUGUGAGAGGGAGAAGAAGUAGACUCAGAAUUAAUAGAAUUCAGGAUGAGGAUGGGGACUGGUUGGAGCAGUAA